UUCACGCUCGCGCCGCUCCCGCUCCCUCUCCCACUAAACCCCAUUUGGAGGAGAAAAUGCAGAAGUAGAAGAGAAACCUGUUACUCAGUUUCCCUUCUUUUCCUGCUGUUUUCUCAGCAACCAAACACAGUAAACCGGUACUAUGAAGCUAGAGUUGCCUCCACCAAUCCAGAACUAUAUCAGAAAGGGUUGGAAAUUCGUAUAUGGGUUCGCAUUCAAAGGGUCGAUUUAAAGCAUGCACUGAGGAUAGGAUUAGUGGAUUACCAAAUGAAAUUCUCUGCCACAUUCUUUCCUUCCUUGGAACAGACGUGGCUGUAAAGACCAGCCUUUUAUCCCACAGGUGGAAGAAUGUGUGGACUAAAGUUCCUACUAUAACUCUAUGGGAUUUCGAUUAUCGAAAUAGUUUUUACAGAGAUCGCUUUGGGGAAUUUGUGGAUCAUGUUCUGUUAUCGCGUGGCUCGUCAGACAUCCAUACAUUCCAACUUCAUUGUUCUGAAUUUGAGGAUGAUUCUCGGUUUGAUGCUUGGAUUUGCCCCGCCGUUGAGCGUAAUGUUGUUGAACUGGAAUUUUCUGUUCUGUGUUAUCUUUGUGAGGAGUCCGGGAUGGAUUGGGAAGACUGGCUCUAUGAGUUUCCAAGAAGCCUUUACAUGUGCAAAACAUUGGUGGUUUUGAAGCUGAGGCUGCUAUCAGUUAUUACCAUCACUCCCACCUUAGAUUGUUUCCCAAGUCUCAAGGUUCUCCAUCUUACAAUCUGUCAUACUGAUACCGACUCAAUGGGGAAACCCAUUUCUUGUUGCCCUGUACUUGAAGAUUUGAUUAUAGUUGGAUCACUUCAAGAAUUUUCGUAUUUAGAAUUUAAUAUCUCCGCACUGAAACUAAAUAGCCUACUGAUUUAUUUGGAACCAUUUGGUAGAGAUAAGUACAACAUUUUUGUUAAUAUCAAUGCUCCAAAUGUUGAAAAUUUGGAAUCGUGGAUGAAGUUUUGGCAAUUUAACUUGUUUAUUUUAAAUAAUCUUUACAAGUCGCAAACUGUUGUUGCUUACUAUGGGAAAGACUUCGUACUCCAUGUACCCCGUGUAUGGUGUCCGCCAAUGUGGGUACCUAUUUCCUUGUCAUCAUCAUGCCUCAAGACCAUUUGCAUACGGGGAUUCAAGGAACGGCCAGAUGAGAUGGAAGCGGCAAAGUACUUGUUGAAGCAUGGUGAAGUCUUGAAUAACUUGAUAAUUUAUACUCCGUGAUUUCCCUGUAGAACACAUGAUGGAGUUACGCCAGGAGAUUUCAAUGUUCCCUAGGGCUUUGAAGGCUUGUCAAAUUGAAUUUCCAAAAUAGUGCUAUCUAGAUUUUUACUUGGAUUCCAUUUUCAAAGUUGUGAAGGGGUACUGUCUUUGUUGAUGGAAGUGCACAAGUGUUUUUAACUGUUCUUA
Prunus persica (peach) is the source of this 1424-nucleotide messenger RNA. RefSeq names its product F-box/LRR-repeat protein At3g58900. NCBI's taxonomy places the organism in Eukaryota, Viridiplantae, Streptophyta, Magnoliopsida, Rosales, Rosaceae. The transcript is spliced from 3 exons. Bases 204 to 1238 code for a protein of 344 amino acids. The record is from RefSeq and is a predicted model, not a curated record. Gene Ontology annotation, molecular function: protein binding.